This is a messenger RNA of Musca domestica (house fly), 2886 nucleotides long. RefSeq names its product pre-mRNA-splicing factor syf1 homolog (gene fand). Lineage: Eukaryota; Metazoa; Arthropoda; Insecta; Diptera; Muscidae. Gene Ontology annotation, molecular function: protein binding. The record is from RefSeq and is a predicted model, not a curated record. Gene Ontology annotation, cellular component: post-mRNA release spliceosomal complex; U2-type catalytic step 2 spliceosome; Prp19 complex. The coding region runs from base 148 to 2796 and encodes 882 amino acids. The transcript has 4 exons. Gene Ontology annotation, biological process: mRNA splicing, via spliceosome; generation of catalytic spliceosome for first transesterification step.
UAUGCUUCUUCUUCCCCCUGUGUGUGUGAAUGAAUGUGUUUUUUUGGCGUGUUUGUGAACGUUUACCCCGAGAAAGUUGUGGAGAAGGACAAUCCUGGAAUUUGCGGAAAAAGGAACAGAAAUAUAUUCAAAUUCUAUAACUAAAUUAUGACCAUAACGGGAGUACCAUCUCUUUUGAUGGAAAUUGAUUUUCCGGAUGAAGAUGUACCCUAUGAAGAGGAGAUUCUACGCAAUGCCUAUUCCGUGAAACAUUGGCUACGUUACAUAGAUCACAAGGCGCGGGCACCCAACAAUGCUGUGAAUAUUGUUUACGAACGGGCUCUGAAAGAACUGCCGGGAAGUUACAAGAUUUGGUAUAACUACUUGCGUACCCGCAGGAAGCAGGUUCGCGGCAAAUGCAUCACAGAUCCCAUGUACGAAGAGGUGAACAAUACCUUUGAACGGGCAUUGGUGUUUAUGCAUAAAAUGCCACGUAUUUGGAUGGAUUAUGGAAGUUUUAUGACACUGCAAUGCAAGAUUACCCGCACGCGUCAUGUGUUCGACAGAGCCUUGAGGGCAUUGCCGGUGACACAGCAUCAUCGUAUUUGGCCAUUAUAUUUGAAAUUUGUUAAGAAAUUCGAUAUACCCGAAACGGGCGUUAGGGUGUUUCGCCGUUAUUUGAAGCUGGCACCCGAUGAUGCGGAGGAGUACAUUGAAUAUCUGUUGAGUGUUAAUCGUUUGGAUGAUGCUGCCCAGCAGUUGGCCAGUAUUGUAGAUAAUGAACAUUUCGCCUCGAAACAUGGCAAAUCGAGUCAUCAAUUGUGGACGGAGUUGUGUGAAUUGAUUUCAAAGAAUCCGGAUAAGGUGCACUCGUUGAAUGUGGAUGCCAUUAUAAGGGGAGGGUUGAGGAGAUAUACCGACCAAUUGGGCCACUUGUGGAACUGCCUGGCUGAUUACUAUGUACGCUCGGGCCUGUUUGAUCGUGCCCGUGACAUCUACGAAGAAGCCAUACAAACCGUGCGCACGGUGCGUGACUUUACCCAGGUCUUUGAUGAAUAUGCCCAGUUUGAGGAACUCUCUUUGAAUAAACGCAUGGAAAUGGUGGCCAAUGAUCCUGAGGCCACCGAGGAAGAUGAUAUUGAUGUUGAAUUGCGUCUGGCCCGUUUCGAACAUUUGAUGGACAGACGUUUACUGCUACUAAAUUCCGUUUUAUUGCGGCAAAAUCCCCACAAUGUCCACGAGUGGCAUAAACGUGUCAAGCUCUAUGAGGACAAACCCCAUGAAAUCAUCAACACCUACACCGAGGCUGUCCAGACGGUACAACCCAAAUUGGCCGUGGGAAAAUUGCAUACCCUUUGGGUGGAAUUUGCCAAAUUCUAUGAAUCCAAUGGCCAAGUAGAUGAUGCCCGGGUGGUGUUCGAGCGGGCCACCGAAGUGGAGUAUGUCAAGGUGGAUGACUUGGCCAGUGUCUGGUGUGAAUGGGCUGAAAUGGAAAUACGACAAGAAAACUUUGAGGAGGCCUUGAAGUUGAUGCAAAGGGCCACCGUCAUGCCCAAACGCAAGGUGGCCUAUCAUGAUGAUGCGGAGACGGUGCAAAUGCGCCUCUACAAAUCUCUCAAGGUGUGGUCUAUGUAUGCCGAUUUGGAGGAGUCCUUUGGCACCUUCAAGACCUGUAAGGCGGUCUAUGAUCGCAUUAUAGAUUUGAAAAUUUGCACCCCCCAGAUCAUCAUCAAUUAUGGCCUCUUUUUGGAGGAGCACAACUACUUUGAGGAAGCCUUCAGGGCCUAUGAAAAGGGCAUUGCCCUCUUCAAAUGGCCCAAUGUCUAUGACAUUUGGAAUGCCUAUUUGACCAAGUUCUUAAAACGUUAUGGUGGCUCCAAAUUGGAACGGGCACGUGAUUUGUUUGAACAAUGCCUGGAAAAUUGCCCACCUGAACAUGCCAAGUAUUUCUAUUUGUUGUAUGCCAAAUUGGAAGAAGAUCAUGGCUUGGCAAGACAUGCCAUGGCGGUAUAUGAUAGGGCCACCAGUGCCGUUAAGCCUGAGGAAAUGUAUGAUAUGUAUAAUAUCUUUGUGAAAAAAGCUGCCGAGAUUUAUGGCUUGCCCAGGACCAGGGAGAUUUAUGAAAAGGCCAUUGAAACAUUGCCCGAGGAGAAUAUGCGUCAAAUGUGUGUGCGUUUUGCUGAAAUGGAAACGAAACUGGGUGAAAUUGAUCGAGCCCGGGCAAUUUAUGCCCAUUGUUCUCAGGUCUGUGAUCCCCGUAUUACGGCCGAAUUCUGGCAAACCUGGAAAGAGUUUGAGGUACGCCAUGGCAAUGAGGAUACCAUGCGUGAAAUGUUGCGCAUUAAACGCUCCGUACAGGCCACUUAUAAUACCCAAGUAAAUAUGAUGGCUGCCCAAUUUAUGACCUCCAAUGCCCCGGCAGAUGCCGCUGGUACCGAUGCCAUGCGUCAACUGGAUGCAAAGGCCACCGAGGCGGCGGCCACUCAACAACAGAAACUUCCGCCACAACCACCCAAACCCUCUGGGGCCAGCAAUAUUAUGUUUGUACGCGGCGAAACUCAAGGUGGUGCGGCCAGAGAUAAAGUUGUUAAUCCCGAUGAAAUUGAUAUCGGUGAUAGUGAGGAUGAAGAUGAUGAGGAGGAGGAUGGUGAUGAUGAUGAUGGCACCAAUGGCAAUGACAACUCAAAGGCCACACGCAAGGAUGACAAUGAUAAUGUCAUGAAAAAAUUGCGCAUUGAACAAAAAUCAAUACCAGCCAAAGUUUUUGGUGGCCUAAAGACAAAAGCAAAUAAUGAUGACGAAGAGGAGGAUGAUUAGAUUUUAAGUUCAAAUCCAUAGAGUAAUAAAAUGGGGAAGAAUCUAAAGAUAUGGUAUUAAAAUUAAAUGUUUUUGCAUAUUUUUAAUAAA